Periophthalmus magnuspinnatus is the source of this 3725-nucleotide messenger RNA. Its product is annotated as myotonin-protein kinase. NCBI's taxonomy places the organism in Eukaryota, Metazoa, Chordata, Actinopteri, Gobiiformes, Gobiidae. The record is from RefSeq and is a predicted model, not a curated record. Gene Ontology annotation, molecular function: ATP binding; protein serine/threonine kinase activity. Gene Ontology annotation, biological process: actomyosin structure organization; peptidyl-threonine phosphorylation. Gene Ontology annotation, cellular component: cytoskeleton; cytoplasm. The transcript has 16 exons. The coding region runs from base 664 to 2538 and encodes 624 amino acids.
CCAGCUGACCCUGCAGGCGUACAGACAGAGGAACCAGCCAACUGAACUGAACACACGAAUGGACUAGCAGCGAGGAGACACCACCGGCGGAAAACAUGACACGGGGAAGAGCAGGUUGACAAAACAAGAGAUUUGGUCCCCUUGGAAGUACUUUCAGCUGUACAGGUCAUUGGUUCCUGUUCUGAAGAGGAAGAGAAGUUAUUUAAACAGUUAGCAACAGGAGUGAGGGAAGUCGGGAUGUACAGCUUGCCAGGGGUGGGGUCCGAAAAGAGGCAGAGAGAGAGAUCUGGGAUGGUGUUGACAAAAACGUGGAUGGUGUAAACUAUUUUUGAUGUUUUGAAUCGUACUUUAAAAUUUUUUUUUGAGUAGUUCAGAAGUUACAGAAAGCCAGUGAGACAAACAAAAUUGGAGACAAUGGACACCCUUGCCGCAUGCUAUUACAGAAGACUUGACCGAAGAAUAACUAGCAUAAACGUUUUGGUGGAAUUAGCAAGAGGAAGAAAGUGAUCACAUAGGAAGAGUAAAACAGGAUGUGUCUGUUGAAGUAGUGAGGGAAGUCGGGACAUACAGCUUGUCAGGGGUGGGGUUCGAAAACAGGCAAAGAGAGAGAAAGAGCUGGGAUGGUGCUGAUGAAGAAGGUGAACGCUUUAAAGGCAUUAAAGGAUGUCUAAGGGCCAAGGACAGCUGGAGUCGGUGGAAGGGGCCCAGAACACGGGGCCGGUGGGACUGCAGACGCUGCUGGAUCUGCUCGUGGGGGUCUACCAAGAGUUCUGCACGUCGCCGUUCGCCAGGGAGAAGUACGUGUGCAGGUUUCUGCAAUGGGCUGAGCCUCUGGUCCGACAAGUGAAGAGGACCAGGAUCAAGAGGGAGGACUUCCACAUUCUCAAGGUGAUUGGACGAGGGACCUUCAGUGAGGUUGCUGUGGCUCGGAUGCGCAGCACUCAGCAGGUCUACGCUCUGAAGAUCAUGAACAAGUGGGACAUGCUUCAGAGGGGAGAGACCGCGUGUUACCAGGAGGAGAGAGAAGUGCUGCUUAAGGGAGACCGCCGCUGGAUCACAGAACUGCACUAUGCCUUUCAGGACGACAACUAUCUGUACCUGGUGAUGGAUUACUAUGUGGGCGGGGACCUCCUGACGCUGCUCAGUAAGUUUGGAGACCGUCUGCCUGAGGACAUGGCUCAGUUUUACUUGGCUGAGAUGGUACUGGCCAUUGACUCUGUUCACAGACUGGGAUAUGUGCACAGGGACAUCAAGCCAGACAACAUCCUCCUGACUGCAGACGGACACAUCAGACUGGGGGACUUUGGUUCAUGUCUGCGGCUUUCUGAGGAUGGCUUGGUCCAUUCGACGGUGGCAGUAGGGACCCCAGACUACCUGUCCCCUGAGAUCCUGAGGGCCAUAGAUGGAGGAGGGGGCUACGGCUUUGAGUGUGACUGGUGGGCCCUGGGCAUCUGUGCCUACGAGAUGCUGCUCGGGUGCACUCCGUUCUACGCCGAGUCUAUCACAGAGACCUAUGCCAAGAUCAUACACUUUCAGGAGUACUUUGAGUUCCCCCCAUCUGGCCCGGAGCUUUCGGACAGGGCACACUUGUUCAUCACGGGUCUAAUCUGCGAACGGGACGUCAGGCUGGGUGGGAGGGGCCUAAGCGACUUUAGGACACACCCCUUUUUCAGUGGAGUGGACUGGAGCUCCUUGCACAAAGCCCCAGCGCCUUACGAACCAGAAGUGACCAACCCGACAGAUACGUCCAACUUUGAUGUAGUGGACGACUGCCUGAGUGAAAUGGAGACUCUUUCAGACUUGAUGGAGCCAGCUCCUGUGGGGGUGCACCUGGCUUUUGUUGGAUACUCCUACACUGCCACCAGCCAGACGGGGGCCUUGGACCGCAGCGAGGACAUCAUGCUGCAGAUUGACCACACACGGCUCAGGGAGUGUGAGAGGCUGUAUACCCCGGACAAACUGAGGCAGCUUUGGCAGCUCCGGGGUUCUCUGCCUGAUAACCUGAACGUCCUGCUGCAGCUGCCUGUAUCUCUGGGACAUGGGCCAACUGUCUCCUCUAUGUCCACUACUGUGUCCACAAUUUCCACUAUGUCCACAACUGUGUCCACUGUCCCAUCUGUGUCCAAUAUGUCCACUCAAACCACAGAGGACGAGGAGGAUACCCACAUAUCUACUGUUCAAGAAGACCUGCACAGACGUCUGCAGGAGGCGGAGAGGAGGUGUGGUGAGCUGGAGCAAGAGAUGGACAAGCUCAGAGGAGAACUGAACGACUGCAGAGCCACCAAGGCCUUAAACGAGAGUCCGAUAAACCUACAAGAAGAGCUGCCUGCACAUUGUAUGGACGCACCUGCAGAUAGGGAGAGAUCGCCCCCUGUCUGCCACUACCCGCUGGUGAUCCCUCUCCACAGGCACAUGCUUCUCUUUCACAGGGUACGCCGGCCACAGGUGAGGAGUGAGUGCUACCUGUUGGUGUGUUGCAGAGGGAAGAUGCUGACCAAAAGAGGGCGCUGUGACACUGAGAUCGUCUGCAGUGUGUAGCUGAGACUGACCACAGUGGAUAACAUGGCAGGCAAAGACUGUCAGAGCUUCAGAUGUCAUGUGUGUGUGGACAAGCUCACAUCCAAAGAUAAUUUAACCCAGGCAAUAAGGAGGACAUGAAGAGAAGAGCUCUGAACUGCCUUAUGUCAACUUAUACAGACUGAACUGCCUUAUCUCAACUUCUACACUGCAAAAAAGUGACAUGACUUGAACUCAGAAUGUUUGUCUUGAUUUGAGUAGUUUAACUAGUUUUGAUUUAUCUAAUUUAUAGGCCAAAUGAGUUACUUUGUUUAAAUACUGUAGCGUUCUGGUGUAAGGAAUCACGCCAAAUUUCUUCUGAUUGUUUAUUUUCUGAGCACAAGGGCUACUGUAGGCUGUAACCCACGCCAAAACAAGAGCAAAACAACAGCCGUCUCAACUCACUAAAGCCAGUUUCCUAAACAGACCAGGAAAUGAUGAAUAGAAUCUUCACAUCGGCUUGUCAACAUAGCAACCAAGUGUCGCACACAAGAGCAGUUACAUUAACAGCAACACAUAAAGAGUUACAAAAGUGACAAUAGGUAUCAACUCUGAACUAAACACAAAAUAUCAGAUCAUUACAGUAUAUUUCUGACUGUGAGGUAUAGGUAUAUUUAAUUAAAGGUAGUAUAAAAUAUAAUGCUUCAGUACAGUUUUUUUCAGUCACUUUGGCACGUUUUCUGAAACUUUUCAUAAAUCUGGCAAAUCUUUAGCACACUUUGCAAAACUAUUCACACAAGACACAAAACAAUUCAAAAUGUUAGAGCAAGUAAACUUUGUGAACAAAACAUAUAACGCUCUUGUAAAAAGGACACUUUGUGGUUCAAAUAUAAACACAGUCAUCAGAUUUAUAAACUUAUCUAACCAUCAUCCAGACGCUGGCCGGAGAAUGCUACAACACUUUUAGACGUGUAGUGUGAUGGAGUAGGACCAGUACUGUACUGUUUCUGCAGAGCAUAUGCUGUAAAUAUGUGUCAAAUCAGGUUCUGCAAAAAGGUUUUUGUAAUUUUGAGAAAAGGCUUGGAAAUGGAUAAGGUUGUGCGAGCAUGAUGAGUAUUUGCUGCCUGAGAGAAAAGUUUUGAAAUUUGUGCCAAAAUUUUGCCUUUACUGUUACAGCAGUUGAAAAAAAACUGUAAAACUGUAAGCAAAGUAAGCUGUAAGCAUGAUGG